CACUCUCUCUCUCUUUGCCUGAAGCUUAUCGUAGCGUUCCGUUUUCAUUUCAUUUCAUUUGCAUUUUGAUUUUGAUUUGAGUAAGGAAUUCUCUUCCCUGUGGGCUGUCUGUCAGUCUCAUCAUCACUUUUCCAGUCCUCCAUUCGUUUUCAAGUCCAUAUUGAAACAUUGCACUUUGCACUCUCGCGGGCUGAACAUUGGGACUGGGAGAGUGAAAGAGCGAGCACAAGUCGUCGGUCAAAACAGUUUCUCCCUUCUUACAUCAUUCCUAACUACCUGCAUUAAUCCCCCUCCCCCUCCUCUCCCUCUCCCUCUCCCUCUUCUCUUCUCUUCUCUUCUCUUCUCUUCUCCAUCACACCCACCCCACCCCUCUGCUUUCUUGUUCUUGCUCUUUGCUUAAACCUUCUCAAGCCAACCCACCUUCCCCACCCCCGCCAAAUCUAGGGUUUUAGCUUAGCUUACUCCCCUGUCCCAUCUUCCUCUCUCUUUCUACUGCUAAUUCCUUCUUUCUUCCUAUCCCCCCGGCAAUUCUCAUGGCCAGUGAGACCCCCCCCGACUCCAAACCUUCUGACAACAAGGAGGAGCUGCCCCAGAAGGACCCCCAAGAAGAUGACCCUGGACACUGUUCCCCGAUGAAUAAGGAAGGUCAUGAUGAGCCCGAACAGGAUAAGAACAACAACGAUGAUGAUGAUGGCGGAGGAAAUCCCAAAAACAAGAAGAAAGACUCUAAUCAAUCGACUCCCAAAUCCAGGAAACGGGGCCGUAAACCCGGAGAGAAGGCCGAGGUGGCCACCACCCCUGCCACUGAUAGGCCUGCCCGUGAGAGGAAAGUCGUCGAACGCUACUCUGCUUCUCCUUCUAGCAGGACUCCUGGUGCCAAAUCCGUGGCGAUUGCUAAGGGUACUGGGACGCAGCUCAAGGAUAUUCCCAACGUCGCUUUCAAGUUGUCCAAGAACAAAGCUGAUGAUAAACUGCAGUUGCUUCAUUCAAUACUCUUUGGGAAGAAAGCAAAGGCACACUCUUUGAAGAGAAAUAUUGGUCAAUUUUCUGGAUUUGUGUGGAGUGACAAUGAGCAGGAUAAACAGAGGGCGAAAGUGAAGGAGAAACUUGACAAGUGUGUUAAAGAUAAGUUGGUUUACUUUUGUGAAGUACUGAACGUCCCGAUAAAUAAGGCAACCGUGAAGAAGGAGGAACUUUCAGUGAAGUUAUUGGACUUUUUGGAAUCCCCACACGCCACUACAGAUGUAUUACUUGCUGACAAAGAGCAGAAGCGCAAGAGGAAGUCUUCGUCAAACAAAUCAUUAAGCUCUGGUGAAGUGUCCGCAGAAGGAACACAGAAGAAACAAAAUAAAAGAGCCAAGGUAGGGGAAAAGCAAAAGACAUCAUCAGCAGCUGAAGAAGAUGCCAAGGGUGAUGAUAACAUGAUACAUUCAGAUGCAGGAGAUGACUCCAGUGAAGCUAAUGAGAAAGAUAAGGUAAAGGAAGACAGUGAUCACGCGGAGGAUAAAUCUGAGGAAGAGGAAGGCGCAAAAGAGGAAGGUGCAAAGGAGGAAGCAGACACAAAAGGCAAAUCUUCAGAUGAAGAACAGGCAAAGGAGGGAAAGGUGGGCAAAUCUGGGGAUAGUAAUAAACCAGGCAAAAAGGGAACUAGUGCAAAAUCUUCUAAAAGCCCUUCAGCAUCUGCCAAGAGAUCUUCAAGCUUAAAGAAAAAUGAUGAAGAUGCUUCUGGAUCACCUGCUAAAUUGAAAGGAUCUGAUUCAAAAAGGAAGAAGGCUGAGAAAGAUAAUAGAAAGGACAAAGGUGCUUCCUCAAAGGGAAAGUCUCCUAGCAAGAAGUCAAGUAAAUCACCAGUAAAGGCUUCAGCAAAGGACCAAGGAAAGAGCAAAACUAGCAAGAAAGCAAAAGCAGGGCCUAGUAGAGAAGAGAUGCAUGAAGUGGUCGUAGAAAUUCUCAAAGAAGUUGAUUUUAAUACUGCUACCUUGUCAGAUAUCCUGAAGCAGCUCGGUGCAAGAUUUGAUGUGGACCUUUAUAGUAGAAAAGCUGAGGUGAAAGAGAUAAUAACUGAGGUGAUAAAUAACAUGUCUGAUGAGGAAGAUGAAGAGGAUGAAAAUGAGGAUGCAAAGAAUGAUGAUGCAGGGGAUGCAGAUGAGUGAAGAUGCUGAACCCUCUGUUCAGUUUAGGUUGGGAUGAAAACUGCUUACAUGAGUCCUGAAGACUGAGUAUUUGAGACCAGCAGAAUAAUUUGCUGGUGGACAAUCUCUCCAAACGGGCAGGCAUUUGGAUGCCUCAGGUUCCAUUGGAACUCUGGCAUCGUGAAAGUUUUAUAGCUGAAUUAGUUUGUAGGUGUACCAUUUAGUUUUUCAUCAUGUGUUGUCUGUGCUAACCUGUUGAUCUCUCUCUCUAUCUAUCUAUCUAUUAGUUUUUUAGGGUUCCCCUUUAAUUGGUAUUUUUGUCAGGGGCAGUCUGUUUCGGUAUCGCCUCCAUGACUUUUGUAGCGAUUAGCAAGAUUAAUUCCCUAGAGAAGGUGACUUUAUUUCACUGGAUGAAGGUUAAGCCGACUGAUUCUGGGAUUGUGUUUGUACUCGGAUUCAGAUACAUGUGAAUAAAAGCCUGCAAGUAGUUCAGUUCAGCAUGCAUCAUAGCUAUAGGAAAGUAAGUAUAUAAUGUGAGCCUUGUUUAUGGGCAUGGCAUUGGCAUUUGAUGAUGGGUUAAUUGGGGACUUUAGUUGCUUCUACAUUGAAUACGUGGGGAUGUAUAUAUCCUGGGAAUAUUGGUUUGAAUACUAUAGUUCAUACUAUGAUUUGUA
Molecule: messenger RNA, 2806 nt
Organism: Punica granatum (pomegranate)
Lineage: Eukaryota; Viridiplantae; Streptophyta; Magnoliopsida; Myrtales; Lythraceae
Source: RefSeq, a predicted model, not a curated record